AUGGGAGCCUCCCCCGCACCUGACCCUGAGGAGGGCGGCUUCAUCCGAGCCACGAGGCUCCACGGAAACUGUGCAGCGCAUCAUAGAGGAGAACGUGAAUCAUACGAAGAGAGCAGGUUCUUCUAUAGACGUUGUGGGAUGCCUCUCAAGUACUUUGCUCCAGACUCGGUUGAGCCUCUUGUCUCUGCCGACAAGGUCGAAGACCAGGACAAGCCAGCUAAAAGUCCCUUCUCGCACGAGUACAACUUCAGGCGGAGCUUGUCUGCGCCCUUGGACGUCCCGAAGCCUCAAGUUGAGUCUGAUACGAGCAUGAUGUCAAGCCUAAAUGUGGCCGGAUUGAAAGUCCUCGACAAGGAUCAUGCAGGCAUCAUCAAAGAUUACGUGAGCGGGAUGUUCAACGAAGCCCUUGACGCUGCGACCAAGCCUAUGGAAGGACUGCUCGGUACCAUCGCAGCGGUCACCUCUGGGUUCAGCAGCAAAACAUCCACUUCCAGGCUGGCCGGCAAUUGUUUGAGCUUGAAUUUCGACGAUUGUCUACACACUCGGGUUGAGUGGCAGGUUGUGCAAGGGCAGAACGAAAAUGGCGAUGUCUACACAACGUAUCGACACCGCAAGUACGGCACAGUAUUAGAGCUGUACCAUUCGAGCUGGGGAUGUUUCACUUUCCAGGCAACGGACAACUCAGUAGUCAGGCGUUGUGUUGCUGUGACUGAGUUUGCGAUAGAGAACCGAGACUACUGGUUUCAUCCCGAGCUGCUGAAUAUCCUGCGAUGUUCGAGCGACAAUGAUGAGCAUUCUUUGCUCAAAUAUGCUGUGGUGAGGAGUGGGACUUGGACAGCCACUUCCUUGCAGGGAAAAGCGAUUCGAAUCGAGCAGAGGAGCCCAUACGACAAGAACAACGAGACCUUGGUGCUUGUACCGGACGGAUUCGUCUUCAUCUGCAGGGGGAACAUCAUCAACCUGCAAGCGUAUCGGAAGCGUGAGGCUAUCAUACUGCGCAAAGGGACGGUGACUGCCGAUGACGCUAAGGCUUUCCUGCGAAGUUUCGUGGGAGAGGUCCCAGGGCUAACCAACUUCGAGGCUCCAAACGCCACCUACCCGCCAGCAUACGAAUACCUGCUAGAGGACGGGAAGCGGUUGCAAGGGCACGAAUCUUCGCUAGAGGAGAGGUGGCUGUGGAGAGGACGGGAAUACACAGUGCAGUGGACGCCUCGGUACAAAUCAUACAAGGUCCUGCUGGAUGGGAAAGAGGAAGGUGCGAAUGGAGCAGAUUAG
This is a messenger RNA of Guillardia theta CCMP2712, 1275 nucleotides long. RefSeq lists its product as hypothetical. The transcript is spliced from 16 exons. The coding region runs from base 1 to 1275 and encodes 424 amino acids. Lineage: Eukaryota; Cryptophyceae; Pyrenomonadales; Geminigeraceae. The record is from RefSeq and is a predicted model, not a curated record.